GCGGAGGAGCGCUCCCGGAUUCCGCGUGAACCGGUCCUAUUCCCCCGCGAUGCGGAUUUGUGUCGCGAUGCCUUUCGAAAGCAGGAAGAUCUGAGGGACCUACCUAUCCUAGCAAUAGCGUAGAUUGUUCUCAGGACAGUGCUCUGUACGUGGUCCCCAUGCGCCCUUCCCACCCCGACUCCGUCCACACCCACCGCGAUAUUUGCUGCUGCUAACUGCCUCAUCGCUGUCAGAGACUCUCUUUGCAUUCAUUGUGGAAAACCUCACGUCGCGCGGGCUUUAAGGCGAUCCGGCAGCGAUGUGCGGCAGCAAUAGAGGGCGCCACCACCCGUGACGCGAGCCGGUCGACGGGCGAUCCUCGCAGCCUCCGAAGCCGAGCGCGGCGUUGCCAUGGUGACGCCGGCGAAGUGCCGGGCCGUGUUCGGACUGCUGUCGCUCGCCCUCGUCGUCUGGUCCAUCGGCUUCCUAUACGUGAUAUCGUUUCCGGGGGCGACACCGGCAAUGCGGCGUGCCGGCAACAAGCGAACGUUCCCGCUGUCCUGCGUCGACGGUGGGUGUCCGCUCGUCUUCGCGGCGGAUAGCGCGAGGCAGCGGCUAGAUGUCCCUGUAGGUGGCGCCAGCCGCAAGACCGAAUCUAAACGACUGCGUGAGACAGACAGUGUAAGGUCGGAAUCACUGGACAGUGUCCAGCUGUCGUCGCGUCAUAUUGUCCAGCUGCCAGGUGACGUCAAUCUAACCUCGCGUCGUGGCGGCGGCGAAGCGGCGGCGCCAGUCAGCCUCCGUCCGCGGGCCCGCAACUCGGAAGUGCGGAUCGCGUCGCCGGACACCGGUCACCAGCGCUGGCAGCACGUGGACGACGGCCGCGGCGCCGUGUUCUCGGCGUUCUACGACGACCGCGCGGCGCCACCUAGCGUCGUCGUCGUCGCCCUCUACGAGUUCCGCACGCGCAAGCAGCCGAAGCCGCGCCUGUGGUGCCACCUGGUGUUCGCCAACGGCACGGAGACGGUCGUCGCCGCCGCGGCGCGUUCCCUCAUAGAGGUGCUGCGCCGCCUCUACGCCGUGUACUUCAUCGUGUGUCCGCUAGGGGGCGCCGCGGUCCCCGUCGAGGUCUCGAUCGUUGGCGCGGCCAACGUGACGGCUCAGCGUGCGUCGAACCGGCUCGUCGUGAACGCGUAUGCGGCGGAGACGGAGGCUGAGGCGCGAUUCGGCGUCUGCGUGCCGGCGUUCCACUCGCGCUUCGAUGAGACGCUGCAGCUAGUCGAGGCGUUUGAGACGUGGCGUCUCCUCGGCGCGUCGCGCGUCACCGUCUACAACGGCAGCGCGUCGGCGGCGGUCGACUGCGCGCUGCGCGGCUACGAGCGCGACGGCUUCGUAGAGAUCGUGCAGUUCCACCUGCGCACGGACGGCUACGCGUCGAACGAGACGUUCGUCAACGCGAGCGGCGCGCCCUGGGACGUGCACUCGAACGCUCAGGUCGCGCAGGUCAACGACUGCCUCUACCGCAACAUGCGCCGCGUCGGCAUGCUCGCGUUCCUCGACGUCGACGAGGUGGCGCUGCCGCUGCGUGCGCCCACGUGGCGUCACCUGCUGGCCAACCGCACCGGCGCGUCGUUCAUCUUCCGAAACUUCUUUGCGUACGGCGCGGGGGCGCCGGCGGACGUGCAUGCGGCGGCGCGAGAUUGGCCCGCGCGCGCGCCGCGGCUCUUCUUCGCUCGCUCCGUGCGUCGCCGAGCCGACUACCGCCCCGUGCCGUGGGAGACGUACCGCACAAAGUUCAUGGUGGCGCCCCCUCACAUCGCGCAGGUCGGCAUCCACCAGGCGUACCCGUCAGGGGGCGUGCGCGAUGUUUUUCUCGACAUCAACGACGCCAUCUUGCUGCAUUACCGGAAGGGCUUCGCCGACGCGACCACGCCGCCGGCCGGCGUUAAGACUGUUGCCGAGGAGGCGAUGCUGCGCUUCCGCGAGCCUCUCGCGGCAGCUGUCGGCGCCCGUCUAGAGAAGCUGAAGCGCGAGUGCUUCGCGUGAGCGGGGGGCUGUCGCAGGUGGUGCCCCGCGGUGGCAGAGGUCGGGUGCUGCUUCGCGCAGGAGAACUGUAAUGAUGGCAGGCAAACACACUUAACUGUGUGUGUAGUUAUAUGUCUGCGUAUGCAUAUGAGUGCGCAUGCAUGCGUGCGUGCGUGCGCGUGCGUGCGUGCGUAAGUUCGGCGAUUGCCAUUGUGGGCAUUCACUCUGCUGCUGUCUGCGGUAGUGUGCAUGUGAUUUUUAUAUCGCCGCAGAAGACUGUGAUGAUUGCGUUGCUAUUGUUAUUGCUAUGAUUGAUCGCGUUGCUGUGUGAUAUCAAGAGUAAGAUAAUAAUAAGGGUUGUUAUCUUACUCUUGGUGAUAUCUGUUCACUCUGUCCUGUCUCACACUGCGGGUAGUACUGCUCUAGGAUUAUUAAUUACGAUAAAAGCAAGCCAUUGGUUGUGACGCUUUGACGUCAACCCCCGAAAAGUUUUCUCAGAUUUGUGCUCAGAUUUCGAGUGUCAUUACUUCCCUGAUAAUGCGAUCAUGUACGGCCUCCGUUGGACCGACGUAAGCUGUUGAAUUAGCUUAUCCUUGGUAGUCACUGUGGGGCCAACGGCCUUUUGCUCGUUCUGCCAACUCUGGCUCAAUGUCAUGCAACAACCUUGGGUGAACUCUGCGCCAUCAUAAAGUUUAAUCGAGUUCGCUUUUUGCCUAGUGCACUUUCGUAUUUGUAUGAUGGGUGUAUCCGUGUUUUCACUCUGUUUUUUUUCAAAGGGGUGUUUCCGUGAUAUAAACAGACGCAAUAGCAUGUUGGUGAGUGCGUGUGUCCAUAUACGAUGUUACCCGCAGUGCACCGUACAAUCAUUACAGCCAGCUCACAAUGAACGUGCUCGUGAGCGACGAAGCACUUAACGAGUGUAUUACAGUCAUCAAGAGCGAAUCAAUUUUGGGAGCCCGCAAGGUUAAAAUGCGCGAGCCGUGUCGACAAUUCGAUUGAAUUUCGUCGUUUUGUUGGCAUUGUUGUAGUAGUCAUGGCUCGCGUGCUUCGCUUAUUGAGAGCAAGCCAUUGUUUGUCGGUGGCGCCUUCCGUGGUUGAAUUACGAGCACGUAUAUCACUAUCGGUGGGCGUUUCAUUCGUCAAUGGAUUAUCUGUUGGUGCUACCAUGACGUAUUACGGUGUCACGACGGCGUACUGUGUUAGUAUAGUAUCUUAUGACAUGUCAUUCCUGAUUUUAUGUUAUAUUAUGUUAUGCUGUGUUGUGUUAUAUUAUGUUAUAUUAUGUUAUAUUAUGUUGUGUUGUGU
Molecule: messenger RNA, 3309 nt
Organism: Priapulus caudatus
Lineage: Eukaryota; Metazoa; Priapulida; Priapulimorpha; Priapulimorphida; Priapulidae
Exons: 2
Coding region: 391-2025 (544 amino acids)
Source: RefSeq, a predicted model, not a curated record